AUGGCUGGAGGUGGCGGCGGAGCGAAGGCAGAUGAGCCACAGCCACACCCACCAAAAGAGCAGCUACCCAACAUUUCCUACUGCAUUACCAGCCCACCUCCAUGGCCCGAGGCUAUCCUACUUGGUUUCCAGCACUACAUUGUGAUGCUUGGGACUACUGUUCUCAUCCCAACUGCCCUUGUCCCUCAAAUGGGAGGUGGAAAUAAAGAGAAGGCACAAGUGAUUCAGACACUGCUCUUUGUUUCUGGCUUGAACACAUUGCUUCAGAGCACGUUCGGCACCAGAUUGCCUGCUGUCAUUGGAGGCUCUUACACCUUUGUCCCAACUACAAUCUCAAUCAUCCUUGCGGGGCGGUUCAGUGACAAUCUAGACCCUGUUGAGAAAUUCAAGCGGAUUAUGCGUGCAAUCCAAGGUGCAAUGAUUGUUGCUUCGACUCUUCAGAUUGUUCUGGGAUUCAGUGGCCUCUGGCGAAAUGUGACAAGGUUCCUUAGUCCACUUUCUGCUGUUCCAUUGGUUAGCCUCGUUGGGUUUGGCUUGUAUGAGCUUGGCUUUCCUGGGGUUGCCAAAUGCGUUGAGAUUGGCCUACCAGAGCUUGUCAUAUUGCUGUUCGUUUCACAGUAUAUGCCUCACGUGAUAAAGAAAGGGAAACAUGUCUUUGAUCGGUUUGCUGUCAUAUUUGCAAUAGUAAUUGUCUGGAUAUAUGCACACCUACUAACAGUUGGCGGAGCUUAUAAAGGUGCAGCACCAAAGACACAAGUUACUUGCCGCACUGACCGUGCAGGAUUGAUUGAUGCUGCGCCAUGGAUAAGAGUUCCUUAUCCCUUCCAAUGGGGAGCACCCUCUUUUGAUGCUGGUGAAGCCUUUGCUAUGAUGAUGGCUUCUUUUGUUGCUCUUGUAGAGUCUACUGGUGCCUUCAUCGCUGUAUCAAGGUAUGCUAGUGCAACUCCCAUGCCACCUUCGGUACUCAGUCGUGGUGUUGGUUGGCAGGGAGUAGCCAUUUUGUUCUCUGGUCUGUUUGGAACUGUGAAUGGUUCAUCUGUGUCUGUAGAGAAUGCCGGUCUUCUAGCAUUAACUAGAGUUGGCAGCCGAAGGGUUGUCCAGAUAUCUGCUGGAUUCAUGAUUUUCUUCUCCAUCCUUGGAAAGUUUGGAGCAGUCUUUGCUUCAAUCCCAGCACCUAUCAUAGCCGCUUUGUACUGCCUCUUCUUUGCUUAUGUCGGUGCUGGAGGUCUUAGCUUCCUUCAGUUCUGCAAUCUCAACAGCUUCAGGACCAAGUUCAUACUAGGCUUCUCCAUCUUCAUUGGCUUGUCCGUGCCACAAUACUUCAAUGAGUACACUGCAAUCAACGGCUAUGGCCCAGUUCACACUGGAGCUAGAUGGUUCAACGACAUUGUGAAUGUUCCAUUCUCAUCGGAAGCCUUUGUUGCCGGUGUUGUGGCGUACUUCCUGGACACCACACUGCACAAGAAAGACAGUUCUAUCAGGAAAGACAGAGGGAAGCACUGGUGGGACAAAUUCAAGUCGUUCAAGAGUGACACCAGGAGUGAAGAGUUCUACUCAUUGCCCUUCAACCUCAACAAAUACUUCCCAUCCGUUUGA
This is a messenger RNA of Linum trigynum, 1596 nucleotides long. The record is from the annotation of a GenBank genome assembly. NCBI's taxonomy places the organism in Eukaryota, Viridiplantae, Streptophyta, Magnoliopsida, Malpighiales, Linaceae.